AUGAAUACCCCACCUCCUACCUCUCCCGUUCCGACGGACCCCAAACCCGAGCCAACAGACACCAAAAUACAUCCGCGGUUACCGUAUCCAGCAUCAAAAACUUCAUCCCUAUCCUUCUCGAGAUGGAAACCGGACAGUACUCUUCAUGGUGCGAACUUUUUCGCAUUCAUUGCCGGGCCUUUCAGCACGAUCUCGAACGACCUUCUUAGCACCAUCAUACGUCCGGGUAACACCGCCUAUGAUGUGUGGUCAACUCUUGAAGGCCUCUUCCAUGACAACAAGAAUGCUCGUGCCAUACACCUCAUGCAAUGCUUUGCAACCACCAGGCUAGACGGAUUCCCCAAUAUGUCCGCCUAUUGUCAAGCUAUCAAAUCUUUAGCCGACCAACUAGCAAAUGUCGGAGCCCCUCUUGACAACAAACGGCUUGUUCUUCAUCUCCUUGCCGGGCUUACGGACCAAUAUGAAGGUACCUCUACUAUUCUUCAGUAA
Helianthus annuus (common sunflower) is the source of this 489-nucleotide messenger RNA. RefSeq lists its product as uncharacterized. The transcript is spliced from 2 exons. The coding region runs from base 1 to 489 and encodes 162 amino acids. The record is from RefSeq and is a predicted model, not a curated record. NCBI's taxonomy places the organism in Eukaryota, Viridiplantae, Streptophyta, Magnoliopsida, Asterales, Asteraceae.